AUGGAGCCCUCUCCAUCCUCUACGGUGCCAUGGCCUUCGUCCAGCUUGGCUUCGAGUAUGGGAACCCUGACAUGCCCAAGAAGGAGGUCGAUGCCAUCCACUUCACCGUGGAUGACAUGCCCGGGGUGUGUGGAGAUCCAUCUCAGCGCACAGUACGUUGCUACUUUGACUGGGAAUAUGGUUCGUGAGCUCACGGGCAUCUUGUACCACGAGAUGGCUCACAUUUGGCAGUGGCAUGGCAAGGAGGGGAGCUGGCCGCCGCAGGGACUGAUCGAGGGGAUUGCCGACUUUAUGAGGCUCAAGGCUAAGCUCGGGGUAUCAGGCAAUGGGUUUGUGGGGUUGGGGAACCACUGGGACGAGGGGUAUGCCGUGACCGCGCUGUUUCUAAACUACGUCAACGAUCUCCACCCUAGCUUCGUGGCGGAGCUCAACAAGAAGCUCUACGACGGUUGGAGCGAGAGUUACUUCCAGGAUCUGACUGGGAAGAGCGUGGAUCAGCUGUGGAAUGAUUACAAACAGAAGUUCCACAAACAAGAUGUUGUAUAG
Selaginella moellendorffii is the source of this 546-nucleotide messenger RNA. RefSeq lists its product as uncharacterized. NCBI's taxonomy places the organism in Eukaryota, Viridiplantae, Streptophyta, Lycopodiopsida, Selaginellales, Selaginellaceae. The transcript has a single exon. The record is from RefSeq and is a predicted model, not a curated record. Bases 1 to 546 code for a protein of 181 amino acids.